AAUGACCAAAGCUUCUACAGUUGGCCCCCAGGAAGAUGCUGCCACAGCCGGCAGCAGCAGCAGAAGCAGCAGCAACAACUCUUGUAGCAACAUCGGCAACAUCAGCAUCUGCCACAACUGCAGCAGCAUCAGCUAGGAAUGGCCAGCGACGUCGCGUGGCAGCAGCAACAAACGGCUGCAACAGCAUCAGCAACGGCAACAGCAACACCUGCACCACCAGCAACAUCAGCAACAGCAACGCGAAGAUCAAAAACAGCAACAACAAAUCCAGCAACAGAUUAAGUCAAAUGCAUUCCAACGAAGAGCCGCCCAUGACGGUGAUCGUCGAUUCUGGCGGCGGAACCGCAACCGGAAGUGCCGCUGGCAGUGGCCAUCGGUUGCGGAAAACCAGUUCCUCCAGUGCCAAUGCCAAUGCGAAUGCGAAUGCGAAUGCGAAAUCCAUACCAGCCAGAUCGCAUCGUCAGCCCUCGAAUGCCUCAGGAUCGGCAGACUCCAGGCGGCGCUAUCAGGGAAAGGAACGUCAAGAGCGCCAGGAUCGUCACGAUCGUAAUGACCGCCAUGACCGUCAUGAUCGUCAUGACCGUCACGGGCGGCCGGAGCAGGUGCCUCGCCGGCGCACUGGCCGUCGUCACAGUGGCGCCUCUUCGCUCAGCGAUGCCACCGCCACCGCAGCCGCCGCCGCAGCCUCAGGACAUGGACAUGGGCGUGGACGCAGCCGCAGUCGCAGUCGUAGCGGCGCCAUUAGCUCCUCCACCGCAUCCAGCUGCAAUGGUAGCUGUAGCUCCGACGAUGGUGACUCCUCGCACACCUCGGAUUCCAGCUCGUCGAGCUCAUCCGGCGAACCGAACCUUCCCUAUCCAGGCUUCCCCGAGAUCUCCAUGAAGGCGCUGACGCAGUAUACCCGGCCGCGCAACUGGUGCCUGAUGCUCAUCACCAAUCCGUGGUUCGAGCGCGUCUCCAUCCUGGUCAUCCUGCUCAACUGCAUCACCCUGGGCAUGUACCAGCCCUGCGUGGACGAUGCCUGUGUCACGAAUCGCUGCAAGAUCCUUCAGAUCUUCGACGACAUCAUCUUUGCCUUCUUUGCCCUGGAGAUGACCAUCAAGAUGGUGGCCAUGGGCAUGUGCGGCAAGAACACGUACCUGGCGGACUCCUGGAACCGCCUCGACUUCUUCAUCGUCCUGGCCGGCCUGCUGGAGUACGUGAUGCAUGUGGAGAACCUCAAUCUGACCGCCAUCCGGACGAUACGUGUGCUGCGUCCCCUGAGAGCCAUCAAUCGCAUACCCAGCAUGAGGAUCCUGGUGAUGCUGCUGCUGGACACGCUGCCCAUGCUGGGCAAUGUCCUGCUCCUGUGCUUCUUCGUGUUCUUCAUCUUCGGGAUCAUCGGCGUACAGCUGUGGGAGGGCAUCCUGCGGCAGCGCUGCACCAUGGAGCGGCCCGACGGACUGGUCUAUCCCAUCACGGGACUACCUGAAGUGUACAGAGUUCGAGUCCGUGUUAACUCCGUGUCGCAGUACUAUGAAUUCUCCAAGGAUCAAGACUACAUCUGCUCCACGCCCAACGACUCGGGUAUGCAUCUCUGUGGCAACUUUCCGCCAUAUCGCAUCGGCUCACUGGUCUGCAAUGAGGAGGCCAAGUUGUUUGACUUGAAUGAGCCGACGAACACGUCCUGCGUCAACUGGAACCAGUACUAUACCAUCUGUAUGCCGAAAGGCGAGAAUCCCUUUCAGGGCACGAUUUCGUUUGAUAACAUCGGUAUGGCCUGGGUGGCCAUAUUUCUGGUCAUCUCACUGGAGGGCUGGACGGACAUAAUGUAUUACGUGCAGGAUGCGCACAGCUUUUGGGAUUGGAUCUACUUUGUGCUGCUGAUUGUGAUUGGUUCGUUUUUCAUGAUCAACCUGUGCCUGGUCGUCAUUGCCACACAAUUUUCGGAGACUAAGAAGCGGGAAAUGGAGCGGAUGCGACAGGAGCGGGCACGGUACACCUCCACAUCGACCUUGGCCAGCAGCACGAAUAACUCGGAGCCGGCCACCUGUUAUGCGGAGAUCGUGAAAUAUAUUGCUCACCUGUGGCGGCGCUUCAAGAGACGAAUGUUAAAGAAGUACAGAUUAUAUAAGUACCAGCGACAGCAGCGCAAGGAGGGACUCCUCCCCAAUGCCGAUAAUUUGACCUUUUCGCCGUCGCGUAUCAAGUGCCACCAUCCCAAGUGCCCCAAGUACAGUAAUCGCAAGCCGUCCAGCAUUCAGGAUCAGAUGAUUACCGUUAUGGUGCCGCUUAAUUCGGCUAGCAGUCACAACAACAACAAUAAUAACAACAAUAAUAGCAAUCACAAUGGCCACAACAAUGGCGGUGGUGGGAAUAACAGCAACAAUAAUAACAGUGGUCCCAGCUGUACAACCGUGGCACUGGUUAAUGGUAUCAAUGGUAGUGCAGCCAGUGUGACCAUGUCCUCGGCACACCACCAACAGCAUUUGCAGCAACAUCAGCAGCAGCAACAGCAGCAACAGCAGCAGCAGCAGCAUCAGCAGCAGUUGCACUCCUCCUCGGACAACACGGAGCAAUCGUUGGCUCCCGAUGGAUUGCCCCGAAGCUCCUCCCUGAAGAAAUCCAACUCGGGAUCCGGUUCGGCUCACCAUCAACUAAAGCCGGAGGGUAGUGCUGCCGAGCAGAAGACAAUACUACUCAAGUUCCCUCAGCAAAUGAUCGACUCUGAUCAGUUAAUUCUGCAGUUGGGAAAUUUAGGCAAGAAUCACCCGUGCACCUCGGGCUUCCUCAGUCCGCCCACCUCGGCCAGUCGCCGGCCCUCGGUGAUGUUCAACGAGUAUGUGCUCCUGCACACACCGCCUGCCCUCAAUGCGGAUCCAGUGGUGACAGCGGUGGGCAGUGGCUCCUCCGGUGCGGCUACCACAGUGGCCACCGUGGCAGGAACGGCGGCAGCUGCAGCAGCAGCAGCAGCAGCGGCUGCAGCAGCGGCGGCAUCCAACACCACCGGCGGUGGAGGCAGCAACAACAAUCAGAAUGGAGCCAAUGGUGGUGGAGUCAGCGGUGGCGGACCAAGCGCCAGUGGAACUACAGAGAAGAGCAACAAUAUCUUUUCCACCGAGAAAAUGACCCAGGCUGGCGAUGGUAGCAUCUGGCAGGUGAAUCUACCGCAAACCAUCGGCACUAUUGCUAAUCCCUAUGCCGAUUGCUCUGAGCUGGGCAUUCACGAUGCCAUGACUUGCCAGGAGCUACUGGCCUUCUCUGUGGCCUUCUCGGCGGCCCUGCCCACGGGUCAGAGUACCCUGGAGUCCUUCUACACAUCCCUGGCUCGCUGUGAUCCCCACACCGCAGAGGCUUUGAAGGCACACCACAAGCCACGAUCGCUGACUGCUGGCCAGAAUCAGACGGGCCAGACUUCUGCCGAAGGUGGAGUGGUGGCCACAACGGGUACGGAAACUGCCCAGAGUCUGGAGCCUGCUACCGUGUCGGCCGUUGUUGUGCCCGGUGAGACCCAGACCGCCAACCAUCGGCGCAAGGAGCACCAUCAUCAGCAGCAAUCGCAUGGCUCCCAUCAUCAUCAUAAUAAUAACAAUACAACCAGUCAUAGCCGAAAUACUGGCAGUCGGGCCAGGCAGGCACAUUCGCAGUCCCGUGGACGGGACAGCCAUGCUCCCACCGGCAACUACAUGGAGGAUUAUGCCUGCUGCUAUGAUCUCUACCAGAACGCUCUGUCGCCGCUGGAUGAGCGCGGCCAGCGUCAUAGGUCACCGACAACGCGAUGCCUGAUCGCAGUGUAUCGAUGCCUGUCGAGGGUCUGCAGUUGGGUGCGUCGCUACAUUCGUCGUCUGGUGGAGCACAAAUACUUUCAGCAGGGCAUCCUGCUGGCUAUCCUGAUUAAUACGCUGUCCAUGGGCAUUGAGUAUCACAACCAGCCGCCAGAGCUAACCGCCAUUGUGGAGACGAGCAAUGUUGUCUUCUCCGGCAUCUUUGCCGUGGAAAUGUUGCUCAAGGUGGUGGCCGAGGGUCCGUUUCGGUAUAUUGCCAACGGGUUUAAUGUCUUUGAUGGCAUCAUUGUGAUCCUUAGUGCCAUUGAGAUAUGCCAACAGUUUGUGGGCAAUGGUACCGGCGGCGGUGGCUCCGGUCUGUCCGUGUUAAGGACUUUCCGGCUGCUUCGCAUCCUAAAGCUGGUCCGAUUUAUGCCCAAUCUGCGGCGCCAACUGUUCGUGAUGUUGCGCACCAUGGACAAUGUGGCUGUCUUCUUUUCCCUGCUCGUCCUUUUCAUCUUUAUAUUCAGCAUACUCGGCAUGUAUCUGUUUGGCGGUAAGUUUUGUAAAUUUUUGGACGAAUCCGGACUCGAACGCGAGUGCACGUGUCCCGAAAUAAUCAGCCGACAUCCGCAAUGCGAGUGCGAUCGCAAACACUUCAACAACAUAUUAUGGGCCACAGUCACAGUAUUCCAAAUUCUAACGCAAGAGGAUUGGAACGUCGUGCUGUUCAACGGAAUGGAAAAGACAAGUCAUUGGGCCGCAUUGUACUUUGUGGCCCUAAUGACAUUCGGCAAUUAUGUGCUCUUUAAUUUAUUGGUGGCCAUUUUGGUUGAGGGAUUCAGUUCAGAGCGAAAUGAACGUCGCGAGCGCGAACAGCGCGAGUUGGUUAAGAAACUGCGCGAGGAGACGCUGGCCGAGAACUACAGCGAUGGUAUGUACGAUGAGUCCCGGAGCGAGGCCGACUCCUCGACCACCAAUGACAGUUACUAUGAGGUGCGCAACCGCUGGCGCUCGGCGGAGGAUGUGCGCAAGCUGCAGGACUCCGCGGAGCUGAUAAUCGAGGCCAAGAGCAACGUGCACCGCCAGCGCCUGCUGCAGCCCAGCCAGGAUUAUCAGAUCAACGAACUGCCCGCCUCAUCUGCUACGCCUCCGGCCGCCUCCGCUGGCGAGAGGGAGCGGGACAGGGAUCGAGAUCGGGAUCGGGAUCGAGACCGUGAUCGAGACCGGGACAGAGAGGCGGGUGGCAAGCUGGGCCCGCUAGAGGAAGGUGCUCAUGGAAAGUCGCGCGGCGGCCUCAAAAAGACAUACUCCAUCAAGGACCGGCGCAGUGAGUCCGGUGCAUCGCGUCUCUCCAAGAUGCGACUGGUGCGGGAUCCGCCGAUUAUAACCACCACGGCGGCCACGCCGCAGGAUUCGCCCAGCACCACCCUGGAGCCGGGCAUGAGCUUCCGUCAGUGGGGCGACGUUGAGCCGCAGCCACCGCCAUCUCCCACGCUGCUGAGACCGCCAAAUAUCUUUAGUGGCGGCCAGCGCAGUCUGGACGAGGGCAUACCCUCCAUCGAUCUCAUCCCGCCGUCACCGGUGCUGGCCCACAAGCCCCUAAACAUACUGAAUGCCAGCCAGCUGGGUAUGGGCAUGGGCAUGGGUAUGGGCGUGGGCUCCGGAGCGGGAGGCAGCGGAGCCUGCAGCUCGACCAGCAUGCACAGUGUGAUCAUCGAUGAUAUCUCAAAGAGCUCCAGUUCGACGGCGGCUGCCACGCCCAUCUAUGUGCCCACCAUCUCGUCCACGGCGGAGGCGCAGAGUCAGAGCCACAGUCUCAACGAUGUGAGCGUGGGCCCGAGUCCCUGCUCCGGUGGCACUGGAGCUUCCACCAGCGGCAGUUCCUCAAGCGAGCGCCUGCCUCUGGCUCCGCCGCCUGCCCAGCAACAGCUGUCCACUGGCAGUGGUAGCUUUAAGCAGCGCUUCCGUCGUAGCAGCUCUAAGAAGCGUCGCCCACAGCCUGGCACAUCCUCGACCCUCGAAGAUGGCCAGGCCCAGAUGCAGGAGGAGGAGGAGGAGCAUCAGCAGCAGCAGCAUCCUCAUCAUCAUCACCAUCUGAAUAAUGGCAGCGACAAUAGCUGCCUGUUGCGCAGCGGCAACAUGGCAAUGGCGGGCACCUCCUCCUCGUCGGCCCUGGGUACCAAGGAGACCAACCGUCUGAGUCCCCAGAACUCAAUCCGUCGGCUGUCCAACACUCUGAGCAUCGGCAGCGGCCCCGUCGGGGCCUACGGAGCUGGCAGCCGGCGCGCCUCGGCCUGCAUCUUCAACUCACAGGUUUACCAGAACCUCAAUCAGCCGCCCAAACUGAGACCCGGAUCGGGACAGCGUCGGAUGAGCUCCAUUGAGCUGGCAUUCAGCAAGACCUCGCAUUUGAAUCUACACAAUCUGGAGGCCAAUCGAAAGUCAUUGUCAUACACGAACUCCAAGAUGGACCUAGACAAGUGGAACAAGUCGUAUGGCAAUCUCAAUGAUCCGGACAACAUGCUGCAGCAGUAUAUGGAGGCGCGGGAUAAACGCAAGAACUCCAUCAGUCACUACAAUCUGAAGAAGCGGCUCGAGGAGAAGGAACUGCAGCAGCUGCAGCAGCUCCACCAGCAGCAGCUGCUCCAGCAACGGCAGGACUCCUUCUCCUCGGCAAGUCCGCAGCAGCAGCAGCAACAGCAACAGCAGUAUCAGCAAUCCGGCGGCCACCGCUUGUCCAAGGAUCAGCAGCAGCAGCUGGCGAUGCAGCCACAUUCCAUUUCCAUGGUGCCACAUGGUGGCGAGCGAGUCUCGAAACUGAGAAUGCUCAUCGAGCAGCUCACGCCAAAGCAUUUUACCACCGAGCGCGAGGACUACUCGCUAUACAUAUUCCCCGAGGACAAUAGGUUCCGGCAAAUCUGUACGUGGUUCGUCAACCAAAAGUGGUUCGACAACGUGGUCCUGCUCUUUAUUGCGCUCAACUGCAUCACCUUGGCGAUGGAAAGACCAAACAUCCCUCCAACCAGCACCGAAAGAUUGUUCCUGGCCACAGCCAAUUACGUGUUCACCGUUGUCUUCACCGUCGAAAUGUUCAUCAAGGUGGUGGCCACUGGCAUGUUUUAUGGCCACGAUGCCUACUUCACCUCCGGCUGGAAUAUAAUGGACGGAUCUUUGGUUACCAUUUCCAUAAUUGAUUUGUUAAUGUCCCUGAUUAGCGAAUCGAGUCCAAGGAUAUUUGGGAUUUUAAGGGUGUUUCGACUACUCCGAUCCUUGCGGCCGCUGCGGGUGAUCAACCGCGCCCCGGGUCUGAAACUAGUCGUGCAAACGCUCUUAUCGUCCCUGCGUCCCAUCGGCAACAUCGUCCUGAUCUGCUGCACCUUCUUCAUCAUCUUUGGGAUCCUAGGCGUGCAGCUAUUCAAGGGCACCUUCUACUACUGCGAGGGCGAGAAUAUCAAGGGUGUGCGCAAUGCGGACGAAUGCCGUCGCAUCCCUGGCAACGUUUGGACGAACCGGAAAUACAACUUUGACGAUCUGGGCAAGGCGCUAAUGUCCUUGUUCGUCCUUAGCUCCCGCGACGGCUGGGUAAACAUCAUGUACACUGGACUGGAUGCCGUUGGCGUUGAUCAGCAACCGAUUGUCAAUUACAACGAGUGGCGACUGCUCUACUUCAUUGCCUUCAUCCUGCUGGUGGGCUUCUUUGUCCUGAACAUGUUCGUGGGCGUUGUGGUGGAGAAUUUCCAUCGGUGUCGCGAGGAGCAGGAGAAGGAGGAGAAGAUCCGGCGGGCGGCCAAGCGGGCAUUGCAAAUGGAGAAGAAGCGCCGGCGAAUGCAUGAGCCACCAUAUUAUACCAACUAUACGCCCACCCGGAUGUUCGUUCACAAUGUGGUCACGUCCAAGUACUUUGAUUUGGCCAUUGCCGCUGUCAUCGGUCUGAAUGUGGUCACCAUGGCCAUGGAAUACUAUCGGAUGCCCAAUCCAUUGAAGUAUGCCCUGAAGAUCUUCAAUUACUUCUUUACGGCGGUAUUCAUACUGGAGGCAAACAUGAAACUGGUGGCCCUCGGCUGGAAGCUGUAUCUCAAGGACCGCUGGAACCAGCUGGACGUGGGCAUCGUUCUGCUCUCCAUCGUGGGCAUCGUGCUCGAGGAGCUGGAGACCAAGAUUAUACCCAUUAACCCGACCAUCAUACGGGUGAUGCGCGUGAUGCGCAUUGCUCGUGUCCUCAAGCUGCUCAAGAUGGCCAAGGGCAUACGGGCACUGCUGGAUACCGUGAUGCAGGCAUUGCCCCAGGUGGGCAAUCUGGGAUUACUCUUUUUCCUGCUGUUCUUCAUCUUUGCAGCGCUGGGCGUGGAGCUAUUCGGGCGACUCGAGUGCUCCGAUGAGAUACCGUGCCAGGGGCUCGGCGAGCACGCGCACUUCGCCAACUUUGGCAUGGCUUUCCUCACAUUGUUUCGCGUAGCGACUGGCGACAAUUGGAACGGCAUCAUGAAGGACACGCUGAGGGAUAAUUGCGAUGACGCGGCCGAUUGUGUACGCAAUUGCUGCGUCAGCUCGGUUAUUGCUCCCAUAUUCUUUGUGAUAUUCGUGCUAAUGGCGCAAUUCGUGUUAGUGAACGUCGUCGUGGCUGUACUGAUGAAACACCUCGAGGAGAGCCACAAGCAAAUGGAAGACGAGCUCGACAUGGAGGUGGAGCUCGAGCGCGAGCUGGUGCGCGAACAGGAGUUCGCCCAAGAGCAGAAGCUGUGCCAGCAGCUGGCGGAGGCGCAAUCCAAGGCGGCCGCUCCCCCGCGUCCCCUAGCCAAGGUCAAGUCGCUCCCCAAGAACUUUAUCUACAGUACACCAUCGUUGGACAAAAAGUUCCCAGCCUCAUCACUGGUGGGCGCCAAUCCCAGCUCGAGCCUGACCAGCUCAGCGGCCACGAAUAUCAACCAGGCAGCGGGAGCGACUGCUGUCGGCACCGGAACGGGAGCGGGUACUGGAGCUGGAGCCCGUCGCCAAACCGUUCAAUACUUCAACCAGCCACAGACUGUCCUCGGCCUGAGUCUGGCCGAGAUGGGCGGCACGCUGACGCCUCAGGCGCUCGGCGCCCGGUUGGGUGAGCCCUUCGGCGGCCCAGCGACGGCGACGGGAGGUGGAACGGGCGAACUGCCGGCUGGUGGCGGUGCCGGCCUCCCAUUGCCGCCGCUGGAUAGUCGCCGCCGCGGGCGUCGCGCCUCCGCGGCCGCCGGCUUCCGCAAGCGCGGCGUGCUGUCCAAGGAGCGCUCGCUGGACGAGCAGGCCAUCCGACGACGCAACCUGGAGGCCAAGCGCACCAGCUGCGACUCGCUGCCCUGGGGCGGAGACGCCCUCGACUAUAGGCGCGGCACCAUCUUCGAGAGCCUCGAGUCGUCGGACGGCGGUGUGCAGUCCGCGGUACCCUACGACAUACGCAGUGUGCGCAGCGCGGAUGUGGGACAUCUGGACAACACCUCGGAGAGCGAGACCCUGGCCGUGGUUAGCUCGCUGGUGGCCACACCGGUCACACCGCUGCCCCUGCCAUUGCCACUGCCACUGCCUCCGACCCAGUCUCUGGCCACGCCCACGCCCACGCCUCCUCCGAUGGCCAUAACAAUGCCCAUGGAGCUGCCAUUGCCAUCGACGAUGCCCAUACCGAUGCCUAUGCCCAUGCCCUUGGCCCCACGACGACCCUUUGGCUGGUCGCAGUCCGUCGAUCAGGGUUGCAUGCGGAGCAGCCUCCUCCUGUCCGUGCCCCGGUCCAUGCCGCCGCGCAGCCGCAGCGGCAGCACCAAGCAGCUCUUCAAGCAACAGGCCCUCGACGAGGAUGCUGACAUGGACGAGAGCUCACUGCUGCUACCCGUGGCUGGAUCUGCAGGUUCGGGAUCCGGCUCGGGUUCCGUUUCCGGUUCGGUGGCUGCCAUUGGCAGCGCCUCGUUGGACAUUAACGAUGCAAAGCCGCCGCCUUCGGAGGUGUCCGGAUUGAGCAAAUCCGAUUCGGCAGACAUCCUGCGGAUCAUCAGCGAGCGCCGGCGCAUGGACCAGCGGGAGCAGCAGGACAAUGAGACGGAGGACAGGGACAGUGACUACAAGGAGCUACUGUUGGUCAAGUCGCCGCAGUCCUCCAUGGACUAGAUCCUAGAUAUAUAUAUAUAUAUAUACACUUCCACUGUCCUUGAAAACUAUAAAUAUGUAUGUAAUGUAUGUAGUCCAGGCUGGGGGGAAUCCCAGUCCUGGCUCCCACCACACACACACACACACAUUAGGAAAAUACUUUAGGGAGCUUUCAAGAGAAUGAAACAACAACUAAAAUUAUAGGUAAUAGACGAUAAAAGAGCAUGGAGAAAAGGAAAAUAAACACAUGUAAUGUUCAAUUGAUAGCAAAUACAACUUAAAACGAUAAAUGGUAAAACUACUCUUAGCCAGAAAGAAAAAAACGGAAAAUAAAAUGAAAGAAUUGUAAAAGUAAAAAGUAAAACGUAAAAGCAUAAGUAAAGAUAUGCAAGUAAGCUAAAUUGACAACUGUUUUUAGUGCAAUCCUAUGGUUUUCAUAACUUUAACAAACCAGAACUUAUAAGAACAAAAAACUAUACGAAGUCAGGUGGCAGAUUAGCUAAGUUUCAAGUUGAUUAGAGUGUUUUCCGUUUCAAGUAGCAGCCGAGAUUACCAAAAACAACAAAAAAACGAUGUCGAUGAUGAUUAUAUACAAGUGUUAUAUGCGAUUUACAUAUAUACAGAUAAAUAUACAUACAUAAAUACUUAUAGCGAUACUGCAUACAUACAAAAAACAUGAUGGAAAUUUGUGAACAAAGAAUCAUCAACUCUGUGAUUAGCUCUUAAAGUUUAAACCGUUUAUAUACGAUACACCGGAACACGAUCUGUAUAUAUAGGAGGCCUGUAUGUAUGCAUAUGUAUUUGAGUGUAUUUUAUGUAGGAGAAAACCCUAAAGCAGAAGCAGAAAUCAGAAGAGAGAAAGCAGAAAGUAUAAAACAGAAAGCAGAAUUGAUAAGCAAUAGAAAAACUGUAGCUCAUAAGAUCGUACCUAAUCUAAUCUAAAAAUGAGAAAACAAAAUGGCGUUCUUGGCGCCGGAAAUGCGGUAUUUGGGGGGGCAGAACAUGGACCUUGUGCAAACGAAUUUACUUAGGUACUUAAACACACAGAAAUACUGGAACACCCGUACAGAUAGCUAUUACGAUCUGGUCGACAAUCUUUGCUCACCUCUCUCUCUCACACUAUCUGUCUAUCUCUAUCUCUCACCAAAGGCUUCCAAAAUCUCCAGACUCUAGAUCCCCUGACCCCACAAAAUCAGUGCCAAGGCCAAGGAGUUCAAGAAGUUGUUUUUUUUUUUAAUAUAUAUAUAUAUAAACACAGUAUAAUUCUCAGAUUAUAAAAAUGAAUACUUGAACUUGAACAUGAAAAGGAUGAACUUAAAAAGGUAGCAUUUAUAAAAAACAAAACCCAGAGAAAUAGUAGAAACUUAAAGAUUAAUAUUUAAUGACUAUAUAAAGUGUAUAUAUGGAACUAUCAACGAAUUACAAUAGAGAGUAUUUCUAGGCACUUGAAUGCAGCAUGCGUCAGCUAAGAGGAAAUAGAAAACAAAGUAGAACAAGACAAGGAUUAUAUAUAGAUUUAGAUCAGUGGUCGGCAUACAUCCCUAUAUCCUGCAGGCAUGCGGAAAAUUUCGGGUUCUUUUUUCCCCACAUCGUGUGCCGAGCUGGUGUCGAGCACUGAUCUAGAUUAAGAUUAACACUAACUUAACACUGUCAAUUUUUUAAAAAACAUGAUCUAAGCUAAUUUUUCAAAAAAGGAAACCCCUGGGACAAGGAAAGAAAGGACAACAAUUUUACACUCUUUGUACACACUGUUACUGUUACUGUAGGAAAAACAAAAAACGAAAUGAAAUGAAACGAAAAGGAAACGAAGGAAGGGAAGGUAGGAGGUAAAGAAGAAUAGGAGCUAUCCAGUUUAGAUAAACUUUAAAAUCAAACUUAGCAAAAAUGAAAAAAACGGAUUCGGGCGAAAGCGAAGGAGGAACAAAUUUAAUUAUAUGAUAAUUUCAUCUGUGCCUUUCUCUAC
This is a messenger RNA of Drosophila serrata, 11814 nucleotides long. RefSeq names its product Ca[2+]-channel protein alpha[[1]] subunit T (gene Ca-alpha1T). NCBI's taxonomy places the organism in Eukaryota, Metazoa, Arthropoda, Insecta, Diptera, Drosophilidae. Gene Ontology annotation, molecular function: voltage-gated sodium channel activity; low voltage-gated calcium channel activity. Gene Ontology annotation, biological process: calcium ion import; calcium ion transmembrane transport; membrane depolarization during action potential. Gene Ontology annotation, cellular component: voltage-gated calcium channel complex; plasma membrane; voltage-gated sodium channel complex. The record is from RefSeq and is a predicted model, not a curated record.